AUGGCCGAUAUCCUCACUUUGCGAUCACGCAGCCCUGCACCGCGUCUAAACGGUUCCAGGCAUCAAAAUCAACGCCAUAUGCAGAACAGUCACGGCUCAGAAGACGAUGGCGAAGGCGAAUCUGAAGAAGACGCAGGAGACCUGCCGCCCAACGCGCACAACAACGAACGUCCUCACACCGCUCCUCGUCGACUGGCUGGGCCAAAUGGUUCCGCAGCUCUAAACCGCACCUCUACGGGCUUUCCUGAACGAGAAAGCAGGAAUGUAAGCAGAAAUACGAGUCCAACGCCAGGAGCCGCCACCACGGCCGGCAAUGGAGGGCGUCCAGCUCUUGUGAGAGCAAAGAGUGAUUUUGGUCCGAGAAGGGAAGAGUCGCAGAGCAAAAUAUUGGGUCUAAGCGACGAGAGCGAGAGCGGGAGAGAGGGGGAGUGGGGAUUAAGGCACGGCUUUGAGACACAACUGGAGAGCGAGGAGUACAAUCGGCUACUUGAAUCGAAUUAUUUUAUGUAUUUCACAGACAAAAAGCACGAUACGGGUGGCAAUCCAAAGGAUCCAAAGCAAGUGUAUGCCCUGGAUGACUGGCGCAUGCGCGACCGGCUAAAGACUGUCUCUGCCGUUUUGGCACUUUGUCUAAACAUCGGCGUCGAUCCACCUGAUGUCAUCAAGACGAGCCCAUGCGCCAAAUUAGAGUGCUGGGUUGACCCCUCAAAUGCAGGAGGCGUCACUUCGAACGCGCCUAUAAACAACAUAGGCAAAGCACUCCAGUCGCAAUACGAGCAGCUUAGCAUGCGCACCCGAUACAAGCUCAGUCUCGACCCAACCGUGGACGAGACACGCCGAUACACGUCGACGCUGAGAAGAAACGCGCGUAAUGAGCGCGUGCUUUUCCACUACAAUGGCCAUGGCGUGCCCAAACCUACUUCCUCGGGCGAGAUCUGGGUCUUUAAUCGGACCUACACGCAAUAUAUACCCAUUUCGCUGUACGACUUGCAGUCUUGGAUCGGGGCACCCUCUCUCUUUGUCUGGGACUGCUCUGAUGCUGGACUUAUCAUCCAGAAUUUCCUCAAGUGCGUCAAGAAGCACAAGGCUGAGGAUGAGGAGACGCUUCGGCAGCAACCUAACGCCGAAAUCACAGACUACUCUGACUGCGUGCACCUCGCUGCCUGUCGCGACAAGGAGAAUCUACCGACCAAUCCGGCUCUUCCCGCUGAUGUCUUUACAUCGUGCUUAACGACGCCGAUUGAAAUGGCAGUCAGGUUUUUUAUCCUGCAGAACCCGCUACCGAGCAACAUCGGCGUGGAGGCAGCAAGAGAGAUUCCCGGGCGGGUCAGUGAGAGGAGAACACCGCUUGGAGAGCUGAACUGGAUCUUUACAGCAAUCACGGAUACUAUUGCUUGGAGCACGCUGGAUAAAAAGUUAUUCAAGCGACUGUUCAGGCAGGAUCUGAUGGGCUCGACAGUAGCUGCAUUAUUCCGCAACUUCCUGCUCGCUCAGCGAGUUAUGCGAGUUUACCAUUGCCAUCCGGUUUCUGAGCCGUCCUUCCCGUCGACUCAUGAUCACCCGCUUUGGCAGUCCUGGGAUCUCGCCGUUGAAUCCAUCCUUUCACAGCUUCCGGAUUUGCAAGCCGCUGAACGAGGGGAGAAAACGUACGAGUACCAGCACUCUAACUUUUUUGCUGAGCAGCUUACUGCGUUCGAGGUGUACCUUUCCCAAGGUGGCGUUGAUCAGAGGCCGCCCGAGCAGCUGCCUGUUGUUCUGCAGGUUCUUUUGUCGCAAGUACAUCGCCUCCGCGCACUUAUUCUGCUCAGCAAAUUCCUUGACCUUGGCCCAUGGGCUGUGCAAGCUGCACUCAGCAUUGGUAUCUUUCCUUAUGUGCUGAAACUUCUCCAGUCCCAAGCGAUGGAACUCAAACCUGUCAUGGUGUUCAUCUGGGCUCGGAUCCUUGCUUGUGAUCAGACGUGCCAGCAGGACCUUCUUAAAGACAACGGAUACCAGUAUUUUACCACUAUCAUGAACCCCAAUUCCGGUGUACCCGUCGGGAACGUUUCGGAGCAUAGGGCAAUGUGCGCCUUCAUCAUCGCCAUGUUUUGCAAGGAUUUUCCCCAGGGCCAGGUUGUGUGCAACACACAUGAGCUGAUCGACAGCUGCAUCGCACAUUUGCACAAUCUCGAGAAUCCGCUUUUGCGACAGUGGUCUUGCCUGUGCAUUUCGCGACUUUGGGCGGACUACCCGGACGGCAAGUGGACUGGCAUCCGCACACAGGCGUGGCAGAAACUUUGCGAGCUAGUUGUUGAUCCAGUGGCUGAGGUCCGAACCGCGAUGCUGUGCGCGCUAACCACGUUCUUGGGUGUACCGGAUAUUACGCCGACUGUGAGAGAAAUUGAGGAGAAUAUCGCAAGCGUCGUUCUGAUCAUGGCCUCGGAUGGCAAUUCUAUGGUCAGAAAGGAGCUACUGGUCUUCUACUCCGUGUUUGUCAACAGGUACAUGAAUCGGUUCAUUGUCGCGGCGUAUGAGCAACUUGUCGAAGAGCAUGGACAACUAAGCAAAGCAAAGUCCGAAGCAGAAACUGCUGUGGGCAACGUACGAUCGACAGCCAUGAGCAUCAAUGAGGAUGACGGUGUCUCAUCAAAUACAGUUUAUGCGGCUGUCUGGAAGCAGAUUUUAAUUAUGUCCGUGGAUCCUUUCCCAGAAGUCUCGCGCGACGCGUCCAUCAUCGUGGAUUGCGUAUUUACUGCACUAACAGACUCACCUCUCGGCGAACAGGCGCAGACCCUGAUGAAUUCUAUAGCCGCGCAGCAUGCCGGUCUGGCACCUUCAUUGCGGUCCUCCUUUGUAGAUCUGGCAAAUACGCCUAAUCCAUCACAGCCUACCACCCCACCGACUCCAACUAAGCAGGAAAGCUAUUUGACAGCCAGUUUAAAACGUACAGCCAGCGUGGCGGCGAGUUUGAAGAACUUUGCCUUCGGCACGAGCGGAGGGAGCAAUGAUUCGAGUCCUAAUGUCAAGAGUCCUGUGAGCGCGAAGGUGGUACCGAAUCUAGACGGAAGAGGUCCAUUAGCACGACAGCGAACGGGAGACUGGAACCUGCCACCUGACGUAAAGGACCAUCAUGCUUCGGCAGUUUACCCGACUCUUCCUCAACCUGAGCCGUCCUACUUCAAGGCUCGGAAAUUGAAAGAGGAGGUCCCAACAUUACCUCUUAAAUCGGGUUUCUUCGAUUGGUGUGCGGAGUAUUUCCGCGAGCCCCAGAUGAAGCCAUCCGAGGCAGAUGAGCCAGGUAGUGAGGACUACAAUCAACGGCUGUGGAGGCGAAAUAGGAAUGACCGUCUAAUCCACAAGACUCAGCCUCUCAAGGAGAUUGCGGGCACGAAUCCGUGGGACAAAGCCAAGGGCUUCUUCAACAAUGGCACUCAACCACAGAAGAUGGUUUUUCACCAAUUUGAGGACCAUCUCGUCGUCAGCGACGAUCGCGACGGUAUUUCUGUGUGGGACUGGAAGAAGCAGACACGUCUCAAUCGCUUCUCGAAUGGAAAUCCAGGAAGAAGUAGAAUCACAGAGAUAAGAUUGAUUAAUGAGGAUGACCAAGCUCUGCUUAUGACGGGCUCAUCCGAUGGCGUCAUCAAGAUCUUCAAAAACUAUGAGCAAGCAAGAAGUGUUGAGAUGGUGACUGCCUUCAGAGCAUUGACGGACCUUGAGCCCAGCACGAAGAAUGCAGGACUCGUCUUCGACUGGCAGCAAUCUCGUGGUCUCAUUCUCGUCGCUGGCGAUGUCCGCUCUAUUCGAGUGUGGAAUGCUGGUACGGAAAUCUGCACAACAGAUAUCAACGCGCGGUCCGGCUCCCCAAUAACGUCUCUCACAUCUGACCAAGUCGAAGGCCAUCUUUUUGUGGCAGGAUUUGGUGACGGUGCUCUACGUCUCUAUGAUCAGCGCCAGAAGCCUCAGACGGCAAUGGUACAAGUGUGGAAAGAGCACAAGAGCUGGAUAACGAAUGUGCAUCUCCAGAGAGGUGGACAACGUGAGCUUGUCUCGGCCUGCCGAAACGGCGAAGUCAAGUUCUGGGAUAUGCGCUGGGACAAGAGUUUCAGAACCGUGCGGGCGACAAAGGAUACACUUCGAACUCUCAGCGUUCAUGAGCAUGCUCCUGUCUUUGCUGUGGGCACGGACAGACACGUCGUUAAGAUUUUCAGCAUGAUGGGACUUGGCUCUACGUCUUCGGAGCUGGAAGCACAGGAACUAAAACAAGCACCGAUGACACCGCCCCCAACGCAGGUAUAUCACAUAUCAAACCACCGUCCGGGCUCGACUCUUGCUGCCGUUGCCGCGGCGAGAGCACAAGCCUCCUCACAUGGAGUACCUGGCAAGAAUGGACUGUUAAAUACAUUUGAGCCAUAUUCUGGGUUCUUGAAUCCGGGACGUGGUAGCCCAAUCAAUUGUACAGCAUUCCAUCCUCACCGCAUGAUGAUUGCUGGGGCGGCGUACGGUGAUACACAUAUUAAUAUAUAUGCAUGUAGUAAGGGGAGGGAUAAAUGGUUAGAUGAAGGCGAGGAGAAGAGAUAA
Molecule: messenger RNA, 4557 nt
Organism: Verruconis gallopava
Lineage: Eukaryota; Fungi; Ascomycota; Dothideomycetes; Venturiales; Sympoventuriaceae
Exons: 4
Coding region: 1-4557 (1518 amino acids)
Biological process (GO): positive regulation of protein serine/threonine kinase activity; TOR signaling; regulation of autophagy
Cellular component (GO): TORC1 complex; cytoplasm
Molecular function (GO): protein binding; protein-macromolecule adaptor activity
Source: RefSeq, a predicted model, not a curated record